AUGUCUUUCCUCACACAGAACGUCAUCCGCCGUGUGGCUCUCGCUCCCCGCGUCAUCGCUUUCCAGGCUCCUCGAUCAUUCACCACAAGCGUCGCCGCCCAGCGAACUGCUACCGAUGCUGUCAAGGACACCGCCAAGAAGGUCGACCGUGUUGUGAGCGACAAGAUUGUCGAUGGCAUCGAGACCGGAGAGACUGUUGCCGCCAAGGCUAAGGAAGCUGCCAAGAACGUCACCGGCGGCGAUAUCGCUGCGAAGGCCCAAGAGCUCAAGGGUGAGGCUGUCGGCAAGGCCCAAGAAUUGAAGGGAGAUGCCGCUAGCAAGGCUCAAGAGCUCAAGGGCGAGGCUAAGGGCACCGCUGAGCAAGCCAAGGGCAAGGCCCAGGAGCUGAAGGGUGAGGCCGCUGGCAAGACUCAAGAGCUCAAGGGUGAAGCCAAGGGCACUGCUGAACAGGCCAAGGGCAAGGCAAAGGGUGCCGCCGAGGAGGCCAAGCACAAGUUGUAA
Molecule: messenger RNA, 501 nt
Organism: Fusarium sp. VM40
Lineage: Eukaryota; Fungi; Ascomycota; Sordariomycetes; Hypocreales; Nectriaceae
Source: the annotation of a GenBank genome assembly